GAGAUUUUUUUUUUCUCACGAACUUUUUUGUAAAUGCCACUUCUAUGCUCCUGUGUAAUUCUAUAUUUGUUUAUGAGCAUGCCGGCUGAAAUUGUUUAUUUUUGUAAAUUUGAUUGCAGUCGAGUUUUCUGGUUUUGUCCAAUUUCUGAAAUAAUUUGGUUCUAUGUGCUGCUACUACCCCUCCCCCAAAUUGUGAAGAUAAUUUAAAUUUCUGUAUGGCGAAUUGUGUCUCAUUGUAAAUUAAGAAACAUACAGUGUGGAGUUUUCUUGGGGAUUUUGUUCCAAUGGGAUGAAGCUUGAAAAUGGAAAAAGAAAAAAAAAAUCACCAUAAUAUUUACUGUGUAGUCAAACAAAGAAACUAAUACUAAAGUGUGUAGGUCUAAAUUCCACAAACCAAACCUCUUACAUGCUGCUCUGCUAAUUAACCUCAAUAUUUUCAAAAUAUCAUAUGAAAUGGGAAGAGGUAUUGCACUAUCACUGUUGCUGCAGGUUGAACUAGUUUUGCUGAAUUUCUUGACAUCAUUUUGACCAGCUGAGUGUGUGAGGCAAUAAUCUUGAUUCAGAGAGAUUUAGUUAAGCUAACCACUAUAUUAGUUGGUCCUGUUGUGAUCUAAACAUUUCAUGGGUUUAGAAGCUUCUAGAUGAGCAUUUUUGCGAUUUUGUUAUGCCUGUUCAGGUCCCAUAAAUAGUGUUUAUCUUAUUGAUGUGUUUUUUUUAUAUCCUUUUUCUUUCUUUAAUAGUACUAAUAUAGACUGUGGCACUUUCUAACCAUUUAAUUGUUGCUUUGUGAGGGCUGCUAUCUGGAUUUACACUGUUGAAUCACAUGACAUGCUAUAGCCAUGGCCAAAUAACUUCUGGAUGCUGCUUUAAUUAGGAGUUUACCUUAUGCUUUGUGAUGAAAGCCAAUCUAUAUCUCCCAUUGCAGAUAUGCUGCAUCUGGGGCUGUGCAAUGUCAGAUGAUGGACAUGACUCACCCAGGAGUCGUUCCAAUGCACAAGGUGAACUUUGAUGGUAAGACUGAAUAUGAUUUCAUCCAAAAUUACAAAGUGCUUCAGGAUGUUUUUAACAAACUCAAAAUCGACAAGCAUAUUGAGGUCAACAGACUUGUCAAAGCGAGACCAUUGGACAACUUGGAGUUCCUGCAAUGGCUGAAACGCUAUUGUGAUUCUGUAAACGGGGGUCUAAUGAAUGAGAAUUACAAUCCUGUGGAGCGCAGAACUAAAGGUGGAAAUAGGAGUAUCAGGGGUCCCCAGAAGAACUCCAAGUCAUUACAAACGAACAAUUCCGUGAACUCUGGCUCUUGUGAUGAAGAGCCAGUGGUUCUUAGAAGAAGUACAAGCACUGGGGCGAAGAAUAUGAAGUCAGGGGCCAAUACCUCGUCCGACUUUCAAUCAUUGACAAAGGAGAUUACUGAUCUCAAAGUUUCAGUCGAUCUCUUGGAAAAGGAACGAGACUUCUACUUUGCCAAAUUACGUGAUGUAGAAGUACUUUGUCAGACUCCCGAGCUAGAGAAUCUCCCGAUGGCUGUGGCAAUAAAGAAGAUUCUAUAUGCUGCAGACGAGAACGAGGAUGCCCUUGCAGAGGCUCAAGAAAUCGUGUCUGAAUUGAUAAUUGCAGAGCAAACCGGGUUAUCCGAUGAUAACUGAACACUAACUAAGAGAGUAGCAUUUAAAGGUGCCAUGGAAGAAAUGAUGCCAAUUCUCUUUAUUGAAUCAUUUUAGUUCAGUAUAUCUGCUGAAUUUGGAAAGCAUUUGGUGUAGCACUUUGUUUUACAAUUUGUGAGAAUUUCUGGAAUUCUGUCUGGAUCGUGUGGUUUCUUAUUGAGCUGUUUAAGUUAAGUUUGUUGGUGAUUAGAUAUAAAAAAUUGUUAAUCCAAAAGAAAAUAUAUAUUCAUGUCC
Molecule: messenger RNA, 1898 nt
Organism: Salvia miltiorrhiza (redroot sage)
Lineage: Eukaryota; Viridiplantae; Streptophyta; Magnoliopsida; Lamiales; Lamiaceae
Product: microtubule-associated protein RP/EB family member 1B-like
Exons: 8
Coding region: 957-1646 (229 amino acids)
Biological process (GO): thigmotropism; protein localization to microtubule plus-end; regulation of microtubule polymerization or depolymerization
Cellular component (GO): cytoplasmic microtubule; microtubule plus-end; spindle midzone
Molecular function (GO): microtubule plus-end binding
Source: RefSeq, a predicted model, not a curated record